This is a messenger RNA of Talaromyces atroroseus, 573 nucleotides long. RefSeq lists its product as hypothetical. NCBI's taxonomy places the organism in Eukaryota, Fungi, Ascomycota, Eurotiomycetes, Eurotiales, Trichocomaceae. The coding region runs from base 1 to 573 and encodes 190 amino acids. The record is from RefSeq and is a predicted model, not a curated record. The transcript is spliced from 4 exons.
AUGGAACUAUCACCAUCAACACAAACUGCCACCCUUACAUAUCUCAAGCGCGAUGUACAAUUUAGCAGUCAACAAGGCCUUAGGCCAUACCGCUUGAUAGGUGUACGACCGACAUCCGAAGUCCCCGCAACAAACAUGCAAUUCGAGCAAUAUCAGAUGCCCAUUACGGAUUUGCGGCGGUUUGAUCAAUCCUCCUUCCGGGACAGUGGGUGGGCAUCUACUUCACAUACAGAUGAUGAAAGCCCAGGACUUGUUUCGAAUCAUAUGCCUCAAAACGAAGAUAGAGGUGACGGUACGAUUUCAAUGACGGCCAAUCAUGACCAAGUCAAGGAAUACUGCAGACAAAUGUCGAAUAGACUACAGGAGGAGCUUGGGGCAGAGAAGACAUUCCUUUACGAGUUCAGAUUUCGAUCUAACUCCCUUCCAUCCGGCCACGGUACUCUCGACAGCAAACAAGCGUACUCGCCCGAGCUAUCGGUGGCUGAGAGGUUCCCUGGAAAUCCAGCUCAAGUGUAUUUGGAGAAGUUUCAACACAACCUCUCACGACUUGCCGCUAGCACUCUGUAUACCUGA